AUGGGACUCACACGUAACGGUAAACAUAAGCGUUUAAGUACUGGAGGAAGAAGAACGGCCAGACAGACCUCAAGAUUACAUAGUAUUGCUAGACAGCCAGCUAAUACUAGAAUUGGAGAGACUAAGAUUAAACAACUUAGAGUCCGUGGUGGUAAUUUCAAGAUGCGCGCAUUAAGACUUAACAGUGGUAGUUUUACUCUUCGUACGCACAACUUCUCUUUAAAAUCAGCUAUUCAACAGGUAGUUUAUCACGGGAGUAACAAUGAGUUGGUCAGAACUAACACUUUGACUAAAGGUUGUGUAGUUAAGGUUGAUCCAACGCCUUUUACGCCCUUUAUAACUGAGAUUCUGGAGAAGGAGAAGGAUAUUGCUGAGAUAGAUCCUAAGUUUGUGGAGGAGUUUAAACAGGGUAAUCUUUAUGCCGUAAUUACCUCACGACCUGGACAGUCAGGUAGUGCUGAUGGUCAUUUGUUGCAAGCUGAAGAACUGAUCUUCUAUGCCGAGAGGUUCAAGACAACCAAGCAAAGGAAAUAA
This is a messenger RNA of Nematocida homosporus, 534 nucleotides long. Its product is annotated as small subunit ribosomal protein S8e. Gene Ontology annotation, cellular component: cytosolic small ribosomal subunit; ribosome. Bases 1 to 534 code for a protein of 177 amino acids. The record is from RefSeq and is a predicted model, not a curated record. NCBI's taxonomy places the organism in Eukaryota, Fungi, Microsporidia. Gene Ontology annotation, biological process: translation; maturation of SSU-rRNA from tricistronic rRNA transcript (SSU-rRNA, 5.8S rRNA, LSU-rRNA). The transcript has a single exon. Gene Ontology annotation, molecular function: structural constituent of ribosome.